This is a messenger RNA of Felis catus (domestic cat), 6975 nucleotides long. It is a transcript of the gene AADAC, whose product is annotated as arylacetamide deacetylase. Gene Ontology annotation, cellular component: endoplasmic reticulum membrane. NCBI's taxonomy places the organism in Eukaryota, Metazoa, Chordata, Mammalia, Carnivora, Felidae. Gene Ontology annotation, molecular function: serine hydrolase activity; triacylglycerol lipase activity. The record is from RefSeq and is a predicted model, not a curated record. Gene Ontology annotation, biological process: positive regulation of triglyceride catabolic process.
ACCUGAGCCAAAGUCAGACGCUUAACUGACUGAGCCACCCAGCUGCCCAUAAAAUAGUGAUUCUUCAUAUAAGCUCUGGGAGGAAGGGCCAUGACAGAAUCAUUUAAGAGGUUUUUAAAAGAAUCUCUGUGUUACUCUCUUCCCAAAACACUGCACCAUUGAGGGUUUGAUGCUUUGUUCAAGGGGUACUUGACUGUCUCAGUUGCAUAUAACCCCCACUGUGAAUCAUCAUUACUAAUGGAAUGAUAUUCCUUAACUCUUUUGAGGGUAGAAGAGUGUAGGAAACCACUGAAGUAAAAGAAAGAGCAGAAGUUUUGUUGUCAGACGUAUCUAGUUUUAGAUCCUGGUUCUUGGUAGGAGAGUCAAAAACUAGGAAUCACUGUGUUUGUUUAACAAACCCUUUACUCUGUGACCACGGGCAAAGUCCUUAUUCCUCCCUGAUCCUCAACUUUCUCAUUAGUAAGAAUUGGCAAAAUAAUACACAACACAUAAAAUAUUUGUAAAAAUUGAAUGAAGAAAUUUUUUAAAACUCAUACCACAGAAGCUGGCACAUUGAUAGGCACUCUUGAAAUAUUACUUCCUUUUGUGCUGGGUCUCAAAUAGUCAUUUAAUUCUGUCUCCUACUCUUCCCAAGUGAAUACACAUAAAUAGAACAUUUUUCAAAAGAUAACUUUAUUGCCAGACAACACUACACAUGACAGAAAGAAAUUGCACUGUGUAGUUUUCUGAGGGGAAAAAGUCAAAGUUUUAAGUGGCUAGAAAGGAAAAGAAGAAAGAAUGGCUGAUGGAGGUAAUGGUAACUAAUGAUUGAAGAUUGAAAAUGAGCUCAAAGGCUAGGGGAAAUGAAUCCAUAGGUCUGUACACCAUUGGUUAACCAAGUCUCAUUAUUCUUUGGCCUGGAAAAAAUCUCUACUUACAUUCAUCUGACUUAGCAAGUUUAUUAAGAUCAUGGUUCUUUCAGAGCACUAAUGCAAAAGCAGUUGAUGUAAAAUGCAGUAUUUAGUGAGUAAUGCUACAAAUCCAAAGUUUUCAUUUAUACCCCCUCUUUCUAUGUGGGAAUCCAUUGGUAAUGCAGAAGGAAGGGCUCAUCCAACUUCUAGAUGGUAAACAAACACAUACACCCAAAGUCCAGCUGCUAUGGAUCAGUGCAGUUAAUCAACAACAAAUUGAACAAAAUGCAGUCAGCCAUAAUUGCAUAUUAAUUAAGAUAAAACUUGUAUAAAAGAAUAGUUAUAUGUUAAAUUGAGAAAUUUCUCUUAAAAAUUGUAUUUACUAAAUCUCCUUCAUUACUUUACUAAAUAAAGGACUCUUUAUUUGAGAAGAAUUUUAGCUGGAAAGUAUUACUUUCUCUAACUUACCAACCCAUUACCCUUACCCAAACACCUGUCUCAGUGUAACCUUUGCCAUAAACCUUUAUAAUUUGCAUAUUUGUAGCUCUUGUAUUUAUCUUGUUUCAUAAAAGAUUUCAAAAUUUAUAGAAUUCCUUUAGCACCUUCCUCUUUUCAAGGCAGGGGCUGUUGAUGUGUACAUAUGUGCCCCCACAAUAUGAGCUCUUUGAAAUCAGAAAACGUAUUUCAUUUUGGCCUUCCCAGCAACUAACACCAUGUCAGUCACAUUGAAUGAAGACAGCUACAUCGAUGCUGGAUGCUGGUAUAGGAUUUGAAUGGGACUUGACAGAAUGGAGCUUAGAAAGCUAAUCAUGAGCAAGUCAAAGAAUCCCUGAGCAGUAUUAGUUGAUGUUUGGGACCACUGUUAGAUUUUCCUCCUAGGAUUUCAAUAUAAAUUGUAGAAAUACGAAAUUAUCAUGGGAGGCUUUCUAUGAAGAAAAAAUCAAAUCACAUGAUUUAUUAAUUCUCAUUAAUAUUUUGAUUUUGUCUUGUUUUACUUAAACUCUAUAGAUACGAUUUUCUGUCAAGAUGGACAGUAAACAGACUUGAAGUGUUAUCAAGUAAUUGAAGUAUUGAUUAUACUUUAGUCCACAUGUCCUGUAUAUCAAAAUCCUCUCAACUUUAUUGAAGGAUUUAUUAUGUCCAAAAUAAAUCUGUGUCCCAGAUGAACUAAGUAUGGAAAGAGAAGCUGAUGUCAGUGCCUUCCCUGGGUGUGGCUAGAUAAGACAGAUACAAGUAGGUAAAAAAGGAUCUAAGUCCUAGAAGUUCAAGAAUUUUUUUGAAUAAAAUUAACAGUGACACUACAUGGACAUGACCAGCUCCUAUGGAUUUCCCCUUCUCGUUAAUUUGCAGAGUUAAGAAUAAAGACCUCAGAGCCUGAGGAUCUAGGCUAAAAUGAUAGCUUUGGAAAUAUGUAAUGAAGUGAUCUUGGGAAAGAAAGAAACUUUUCAUAGUCUUAGUUCUUACAUUCCACUGUUGAUAUGAGAGCUAAGUAAUAUAAUAUAUUUAAAGUGAUAUGGGGAUUAUGUCACAUAUUUUAAACUUGGCAUGAAAUUUACUUGCUCCACAAGAAAAUGCUUCUGGAGUUUGAGCACUUAAACUCUUGGGUCCCUUAGCAAUCCAAACUACUUACAUUUUGUGAUCCUACCAUUUUAAAAGAUGGUUUGAGAGAGGGAGUCAAACUGUAAGAGAAUCUUAACUCUGGAGAACAAACUGAGGGUUGCUAGAGGGAGGUGGGCAUUAAGGAGGGCACUUGUGAUGAGCACUGGGUGUCAUAUGUAAGGGAUGAAUCACUGAAUUCUACUCCUGACACCAGUACUACACUAUAUGUUAACUAAUUUGAGUUUUAAUAAAAUCUUGGAAGCAAAACAAAAACAAAUGUUUUCCAGGUCUUUGGAUCUUACUUAACUACUUCUGUCUGGAAAUGACAAAUGACUUUCUAUCAGAUCCUUUUUACCAGCACUAGCCCCAUAACCUCACUUAACCUCAAGAGAAGGGAUCUAAAUAUUACAGGGGUAUUUAGUGAACAAUAAGUGUCUCUAACACUGCUACUUGAUUUUGUAUGACCUUGACAAGUUACUUAAUCUUCUUAAUUUCAGGUAUUUAUCUGUAAUCUGAGACUAAUUGAAGACUGGGACAAGUGAGGUUUUAAUGUGCACUCUUAAGAGGACUCUGUACUGAUUUCACUCCAUACUGUUGAAUGAGCUUGCACAAGUUUCUGAACUUUGUCUCAGUUUCUCUCUCUCUCUCUCAUGUGACAAUACUUUUGAACUUUAAAUAAGUUUUAAUUGUUUUAGUACACUUUCUUGGAUCAGAGUAAGUAGUCAAAAACUGUUAGCUCUCUCCAUGAUUAUUAUAUAAUUUUAACAUGAUUAUUAUUCACUGGUAAUUUUAAUUGUAGCAAGACAAUAAAAGUAAUACAAAAUAUGUAUGACCAUAUCUAUAUUACUUUGCAAAAGCUCUCAAUACUUUUCAAAUAUUUGUUGGUUCUCCCCAACUCUGAGAUUUGUUAUUUGAAGCAUAUACUGAGUUUCUUAUAUUUGAUCAUGGCCUAUUCUUUAGUAGUUACUACACCUAGUAACUGUGCAAUACAUGUUUGUUUACUGACUUGACUAGCAAGAUAAUAAAGGCUGUUGGAUAUGAUAAAAUUUGCAACAGAAGAGUUCUUUGUACUUGUUACUAAGUUUAAUGAGUAAACUUAGUAACAGGACAGCCAAUGAAAUGACAGACUAAGCAGUGGAAUUUGUGUUCAGGAAGUUAGAUGACACUUUAUGAGGGUGCCAAAACGUGGGUGUAAUUUUCAGCCACUGAAUAUUUCAAGUGUAUUUGCCGUGUCUCCAAGUCAAAAGAGCAGAUGAGAACCAUCAUGGGAAGAAAGACCAUUUUACUUGUGAUUAUGGGGGUUCUUGGGGCAUAUUAUGUUUAUAUACCUGUCCCAGAUAACAUUGAGGAGCCAUGGAAACUAAUGUUGGUUAACACAUAUAUGAAAACUUUAACAGAUUUGGUUCUGUUUAUUGAACUAUUGGGAAUCAACCAUGCCAUGAACAUUGUAAUGUUCUUUAUGAGCUUUCAAGAAGUCCCACCCACAUCUGAUGAAAAUGUCACUGUGAUGGAGACAACUUUCAACAAUGUUCCUGUCCGCAUAUAUGUACCAAAAUGAAAGCCGGAGAGACUAAGAAGAGGCUUAUUUUAUAUUCAUGGUGGUGGUUGGUGUUUGGGGAGUGCUGCUUUGUUUAGUUAUGCCUUUCUGUCAAAACAGACAGUGGAUAGAUUUGAUGUUGUUGUCAUUUCAGUCAACUACAGACUAGCCCCUAAAUAUCACUUUCAUCAAUUUGAAGACGUAUAUAAUGCAUUAAAGUGGUUCUUACACCAAGAUGUUCUUGAUAAAUAUGGUGUGGAUCCUGAAAGAAUUGGAAUUCCUGGAGACAGUGCUGGAGGGAAUUUAGCUGCAGCAGUGACUCAACAGCUCAUAGAUGACUUGGAUGUCAAGAUCAAACUCAAGACCCAGUCUUUAAUUUAUCCUGCUCUUCAGACUCUUGAUAUGGAUUUACCAUCAUAUUGGGAAAAUUCACACUUUCCACCUCUGCCCAAAUCACUGAUGGUCCGGUUCUGGAGUGAGUACUUUACCACGGACAAAUCACUUGCAAAAGCUAUGCUCUUCAAGCAACAUGUACCAGUGGAAUCAAGCCAUCUGUUCAAAUUUAUUAAUUGGAGUUCUUUGCUCCCUGAGAAGUUUAAGAAAGGGCACUUUUAUAACAGUCCAACUUAUGGUAGUUCUGAGUUGGCUAAAAAAUAUCCAGGAUUUCUCGAUGUGAGGGCAUCCCCCUUGUUAGCUGAUGACAACAAAUUGCGAAGUUUACCCUUGACAUAUGUCAUCACCUGUCAAUAUGAUGUCUUAAGAGAUGAUGGAAUCAUGUAUGUCACCUGACGUCAGAAUGCUGGAGUUCAGGUGACCCAUAACCAUAUUGAGCUCCAUGGAGCACUUUCCAAUUAUGCACUUAAAAUUACACAUAGAGUAGAAAAUCAGUAUAUGAGUUGGCUAAGCGAAAAUCCAUAGUAAAAAUCUGAGGAGGGGUCCAUAAAAUAUAUAUAAGCCCCAGAAUAGGAAACUACUUAGAAUCAAAGGUUAUGUUUGGAUUGAUGUUUAUCAUCUGUGACCUUUCUAAAGUCUUCAUAGCCAUCAUGUUGUUUGUUUUUUAACUCAGGGAGUUCUCUAUUUCUUGUCCUAAGUGUUGUUUAUUCACUUCUGUACCUUAGAAAAUAUUUACUUUCCUGUAUAUUCUUUUCUUGCUGCUGUUACUCAUUUCUUUAGCUCUAAUUCACAGCUCUAGUUUUUUUUGUUUUUUGUUUUUAAUAUUUACUUUAUUUUUGAGACACAGAGCAUGAGCAAGGGAGAAGCAGAGAGAGAGAGGGAGAUAGCACAGCUUCACCUGAGCCAAAGUCGGAUGCUUAACCUGACUGAGCCAUCCAGGUACCCCACAGCUCUAGUUUUUUGAUUGCCUGACAGUAUUACUAUUGAGAAGAAAGUUUCAACACAUCUGGCUUGUGAAAUGCCAGAGCUUCAACUGACAUGGGUUUAGGGCCUUGAAAUGCUGCCUUGUAGGCACUAAGACAGUUAAAUAAUACCAUUUCAAAAAGGAGAGCUCUUUUCAAUGCUAAAAAUAUCGGAUUUUUCUAAUCUAUGAAAUUAUUAAAUAAACUUACAUAAGUUUAUAUAUUCAGCUUUGUCUUCAAUAGUGUAGUAGCCAAGAUGUCUGAAGAAAACCUUAAAGUACAUACACCUCAACCUGCUGCAUGAAAUAAAUAACAAAUCUUUACAAAUCAUGAAUGGUUGAGUGAAAAGUAGAGGAAUGUUCAGGGGAAAAAACGUUAAGAAGGUGCAAACCCAGAUUCCUACCUGAGAUUUAUCUCUGACAUUGUAAGUGACACCUACCUCUAUCAGGUGGCCUGAGGUGGUGGGAGAUAUUUGCAUCAUCGCCCAAUGAUAGGCAAAUAAUUUUCUUUAAUCAGGCAGUUCUUAAAUCUAUUAUCCUGUCUUAAAGUGUAGAUUUUAUUGUUAUUAUAGUAUGGUGAGGCAAACAGAUCAGGAGGUGACUCCCGUUGGAAAGUUUGUUACUCACAGGUGCCAGAGGCGUGAGUAUGAUACUUCAUGAGGGGACCACAUGGGGAAGCCCCAGAGUUGGUCUGAAGGCAGAGAGAGCAAGGGGAAAUGUGAGUGAAAAACUCUUGUGAUUUCCACGGGAAUAGGCAAGGCAGAGUAAGCAGGGCAAGUAAGCAGAGUAAGUAAGAUUGGGCAGCAUGAACAAUUUCAGUGGACUUUGAGGUACUGGGGCUAUUUCUGUUUGUCUGGUACCUGGUCCUGAGGUGAUUUGACUAAAGGGGUAAUAGUUGUAGGAGACUGGGUGGGUAAGGGUUCUUGAUUGGUUUACAUAUGAAUGGCACACUCACAGGCCAGUUGGAUGCUUAUCUCUAGGCAUUAGCUGACCCAGAGAGGGACAGUCCUUUCCUGGUCAGCAAGUCCUCAGAUAUCAAAACACCAAAGUAUUAGAAAAUAAAAAGAUACCUUAAUACAAAUCCCAAAGGAUGCCACUGGGUAGCAAUAUUUGAGUUCUAUUAGAGACUCCCUCUGCAGUUGUCCAAGUAGUGUGUGCCUCCAAAAUGAUUCAUGCAGGUACUACAAAAAAUUUUUUAAACACUUCCAAAUACAUCAGAGUUCUAUUUCAAAGUUUUCUUAACUUCUGAAAAAAUAAGAUAUGAAAACAUAACUUGCAAAAGAAUCAGAAAACAAAAACUCUCACUUUUUAAACGUGUAUGUGGGAAGAUAGAUAUAUAGCUAUAUAUGAAAUAUCAUACAGUCUAGAGGACACAGCUAAUCCUGUUGCAUUGAAAGGAAAUUUCAGUCUCAUACACCAAUCACAAUAUGGUAGAAAAAAAAGGCUUAAACUUGAACUCAAGAUGUUAGGAAGAAAUUACAUAAACCCAAGAAAAUUAAGGAGAAAGAAUUACCAAAUUUUAAAAAAAAUUUUUUUUUCAACAUUUAUUUAUUUUUGGGACAGAGAGAGACACAGCAUGAACGGGGGAGGGGCAG